Yamadazyma jaroonii is the source of this 660-nucleotide messenger RNA. NCBI's taxonomy places the organism in Eukaryota, Fungi, Ascomycota, Pichiomycetes, Serinales, Debaryomycetaceae. The record is from the annotation of a GenBank genome assembly.
AUGAUGAAACAAUUUAUACCACGAAAUUUACUCAAGAGUUUCCAAAGAAAUAUUUACCUACAUAGAGGAAGUAGAAUAAGUGGAUUGAAAAAACAUCCUGAAGAAGUUUUCACAAAUUAUAAAGGAAUAAAAUAUGAAGAUAUUGAUAGCAAUACUCAAUAUAUUAAUGAAUUUUUAACUGAUAAAUUCAAAAUCGAUAAUAAAUUAGCAUUACAAGUAAUAACUCAUAAAUCAUUCGCUAAUGGUAUAAAACCCCAUAAUGAAAAAUUAGUUGCCAUGGGAUCAAGAGUUUUAAAUUUAUUCUUGGUUAAACAUGUUACUAGUCAACAAACCACUAAUGAAUUAGCUAUUAAUAAUCAAAACUUGGACAUCUUGGGUCAACCUUUUUCCAGAGAAUUAAGUGGUAGAUUAUCAUUAGGAAUCUUUGCCAAAGUAGAAAAAUUAAACACUAUAAUGUUUUGGAAUACUUAUGAACAUGGAUUGAGUUUUGAAAAUAGUGGAGAAUUAAAGGUUAGUGCUAAUUUAGUUUAUGCUUUAAUUGGAGCUAUAAAUUUUACUCAUGGUAAAACAGUAGCUGAAGAAUUUAUCAAGGAAAAGGUCUUACCUCAAGUUGAAGAUAUAACAAAGAAGAUAUUUGACUCCGAGGGUAAGGUUGAAUAA